This is a messenger RNA of Andrographis paniculata, 1395 nucleotides long. RefSeq lists its product as uncharacterized. Lineage: Eukaryota; Viridiplantae; Streptophyta; Magnoliopsida; Lamiales; Acanthaceae. The coding region runs from base 184 to 1338 and encodes 384 amino acids. The transcript has 5 exons. The record is from RefSeq and is a predicted model, not a curated record.
AAGUUCGAGCUUCCUCUGGAUUGUUCCCAAUGGAGUCCUACCAGCAAAUGCCCGACGCCAAGAGAUCCUCCCAAAAUCCACGAGCCUUCGCCGAAUGCCUCCACCAAUUCAGUCUGUCCGGAGUACUUCCGAUGGAUUCACUACGACCUGCGCUACUGGAGGAACACCGGAAUCACGGAGAAGAUGGUGGAAGCUGCGCGGCUUACGGCGCAUUUCCGCCUAACGGUCUUGGACGGGAGAAUGUACGUGGAGACGUUCCGAGAGUCGAUUCAGACGCGAGCUUUGUUCACGGCGUGGGGAAUCGUGCAGCUGAUGAGGAGAUAUCCUGGAAAAUUGCCGGAUUUGGAACUUAUGUUCGACUGCGAUGACCGGCCGGUCUUGCCGGAGAUUGAGUAUGGGAAGGAUGGGUCGGAGCAGCCGCCGCUGUUCCGGUACGGCUCGGAUUGGGAGAGCUUGGAUAUCGUGUUCCCUGAUUGGUCGUUUUGGGGAUGGGCAGAGAUAAAUAUAAAGCCAUGGAAAAGCUUGCUGGAAGACAUAAAAGAAGGGAAUAAAAGAACAAAAUGGGAGGACAGGGUACCCUAUGCCUAUUGGAAAGGCAAUCCCGAGGUUGCUCCGUGGAGAGGUGACCUUAUGAAAUGCAAUGCAACCAAUCAAAACGACUGGAAUGCACGCCUCUAUGUUCAAAAUUGGUUAGCAGAAUCUGAAAGUGGAUACAAACAAUCGAAUCUUCAAGACCAGUGCACUCAUCGGUAUAAAAUUUAUAUAGAAGGAUACGGAUGGUCUGUGAGUGAAAAGUAUAUUUUGGCCUGCGACUCUCCAACCUUACUAAUGACCUCACGGUGGUAUGAUUUCUUCGUAAGAAGCAUGGUUCCUCAGCAGCAUUAUUGGCCUGUCCGAGAUGAAGAUAAAUGCCGGUCCCUGAAAUUCGCUGUUGAAUGGGGAAACAAUCACCCGGAAAAGGCGAAGAACAUUGGCAAAGCCGGGAGUCGGUUCAUCCAAGAGGAUUUAAAGAUGGAAUACGUCUACGACUACAUGUUCCAUCUUCUAACCGAAUAUGCAAAGCUCUUGAAGUACAAGCCUAGCAUUCGACCCAAUGCCACCGAGCUUUGCGCAGAAGCAAUGGUGUGCACGGCAGAUGGAAAUGCACGAAAGUUCAUGGAAGAAUCGUUGGAGAAGACUCCAAGCGAUUCGAUUCCAUGUGCAUUGCCUCCACCAUUCAGUCGUAAAGAACUCAUUAUUCAUCGAGCUAAAAUGUUGAAGGCCGAGAAUGAAGUCAAGAGAUGGGAAAUGAAAUAUUGGGACAAACAAAAUAUCGAAAAACCGGAACAGCCCGAUUAGCCGAUAGAGGUAUGUUGUUUCUUCUCAUAUCAUAGUGAACCUUCAUUAGUUUUUUCU